This is a messenger RNA of Cynoglossus semilaevis (tongue sole), 2212 nucleotides long. It is a transcript of the gene fignl1, whose product is annotated as fidgetin-like 1. Gene Ontology annotation, molecular function: microtubule severing ATPase activity; ATP hydrolysis activity; ATP binding. The record is from RefSeq and is a predicted model, not a curated record. NCBI's taxonomy places the organism in Eukaryota, Metazoa, Chordata, Actinopteri, Pleuronectiformes, Cynoglossidae.
UAUGACUGUAUUAUUUCUUUAAAGACAGAGGAAGCGGCCGAUUGACGAUUGGACCGGAACAGGAAGUUGUCUCGGAGAUAUAACAAACAGGCGGCGGGAACAACAGAACUGUGAGCAGUGCAUCUGUGGUUGUGUGGAGAAUAUAUCAGUCAUAGCUGGAGCAGGCCAGGCAUGAGUGGACCACACCUGGACGAAUGGCAAAGGAGGUCCUUUGACAUUUCAUCUGGCAACUGUACACCUGAACAGACGGCAGAUGCCCACAGGGCCCACAUCCUCUCCAUUCAGUAUGCAUGGGCAAGCGCUCAGCUCUCACAGCCCAGCAUGGCCAGCCUGUUCAGUACAUACUCGGAGCGCUACGCCGCAGUCCUGGACUCCGAUGACCCCAGUACAGGGCUUAACAACUAUGCAGACAGUGCACUACAUCUGGCCCGCAGUCAGAGGAACUACAGUGUCAAAUGGAAGUCCUCCCUGACCAUGGAGAAUAUUCUGGAGCUACCCUGCGUGCAGAAGAUGCUGCAGACAGCACCAGGAGGAGGAGGUGGAGGUGGGGCAGGCUCCCUUGUGGCGCAAGCAGAUGCUAACAUAACUGUGGGACAGGAUUGCAAAGGCAGCUCAUUUUCCCAUGAUUCUACACGAGUGAGGUCAGAGACCACAAUGUUGAAACCUACAGCACCAUUAAAGGCUAGCACUGAGGUUAACAGCAGUGCCAGUGUUCUGGCUAAUCAUUCUGCAGAGAUGCCAAGAGGCUCUGAGGGAAUCACUGCUAACACAAACUUAUUUCCCCAACCUUUUGCUCGACCACAGUCUGCAUUCAUCUAUCCAUCAUCAGUUCCUCCACAGGUAAACUCUGGCUCUGCUGCAGCUGCUCAAAACUAUCAGGCUCCAUUAGCCUCCACAUCCAAUCCAGCAAAACGUAAGAAUUUUUACACUAAUAAUGUUGGCGAUCCGUGCAAAGGGUCUAAUGGAAGUCAUGCUUCUGCUGACCCUCGACCUGGAAGCAAUUUCAAAUCGGCACGUGAGCAGUUCAUCAUUGAUCAGCAGAAAAAACACACUCAUCAGCCGCAGAGAGGCCAGAACUCUGGAAUAACGACAACUGUGAAAAAAUCUCUGGGUGCUAACAGGCCUCGCGGUGCAUCCUCCAAAUUUGUGUCACCAAUGCCCCGGCAGGAUGAAGAAGAAAACGGAGGAAAUCGCAAUUCUACCCCUGAAAAUCAGAUAGUGGAUGAGCGACUGAAAAACUUUGAGCCAAAGAUUGUUGAGCUGAUCAUGAGUGAGAUCAUGGAUCAUGGCCCUCCUGUGGCCUGGGAUGACAUUGCAGGUCUGCAGUUCGCCAAAACUACUAUAAAAGAGAUUGUUGUUUGGCCCAUGCUUCGACCUGACAUCUUCACAGGACUCCGUGGACCACCUAAAGGCAUCCUUUUGUUUGGACCCCCAGGAACUGGAAAAACUCUGAUAGGAAAAUGUAUUGCGUGUCAGUCAGGCGCUACCUUCUUCAGCAUUAGUGCUUCAUCACUCACAUCCAAAUGGGUUGGCGAAGGGGAAAAGAUGGUGCGGGCCUUGUUUGCUAUCGCCCGCUGCCACCAACCUGCUGUCAUUUUCAUCGAUGAAAUUGACUCUCUGUUAUCCCAGCGGACAGACGGGGAGCACGACUCAUCGCGUAGGAUAAAAACUGAGUUCCUGGUUCAGCUGGAUGGAGCUGCCACGGCAGCCGAGGAUCGCAUCCUGGUGGUAGGUGCCACCAACCGGCCCCAGGAGAUAGACGAGGCUGCACGUCGACGUCUGGCUAAAAGGUUGUACAUUCCUCUCCCUGAACCAGCUGCGCGACAUCAGAUUGUAACAAACCUCAUGGCUCAAGAGAAGAAUUACCUGCAAGAGAACGAACUCGUCAGCAUUGUAGCGGCUACGGAGGGCUUCUCUGGGGCCGACAUGACUCAGCUGUGUCGAGAGGCAGCACUGGGGCCCAUCCGCAGCAUCCAGCUCUGUGACAUUUCUACCAUCACAGCUGAGCAGGUGCGACCCAUCCUCUACAGUGACUUUCAAGAGGCCUUGAGGACGGUGCGACCCAGUGUCUCAAUGAAGGAUUUGGAGUUGUAUGAUGAGUGGAAUAAGACCUUUGGAUGUGGCCGCUAAACCUUUCGUUCUAUACAAAUUACUGAUUGUGGAAUUUAUGUUGGAAAUAAAAUAUUAGAAAUUAAAAAUGGCAUUGACGACC